GUGCUCAGUGUCAACAAACUGGCCGCACGUGUGAGCGGAGCAGCAUGGGUGGAUUUAUGACGCCAAAACUGGAUUUAUAACAUAUUUUACACCGAAUAUAAGCAUAUAUAUAUGAAUAGAGAGGCAAGAUGAAGUUUGCAUAUCGGUUUUCUAAUCUCCUCGGAGCAGUUUAUCGACAGGGAAAUUUAAACUUCUCCAAAGAUGGGAACGCUGUCAUCAGUCCAGUUGGAAAUAGAAUAUCCAUCUUUGACCUGAAAAACAACACAUCAGAGACAUUACCAAUCUCCACUACUAAGAACAUAACAUGUGUGGGCAUUUCUCCCAAUGGGAAUCUUGCCAUUGUGGUGGAUGAAGACGGUGCUGCGCUGCUGGUCAGCCUUGUCACUCGGGCCAUCCUUCAUCACUUCCACUUCCACAAACCUGUCCACAGCAUCAGCUUCUCUCCAGAUGGAAGGAAGUUUGUGGUGACCAAGGAGAAUGUGGCCCUGAUGUAUCACGCUCCAGGAAAACAGCGCGAGUUUAACGCUUUCGUGCUGGACAAGAGCUACUACGGUCCCUAUGAUGAGACCACCUGCAUCGACUGGACCACAGACUCCAAGUGCUUCGCCGUGGGGAGCAAAGAUAUGUCCACCUGGGUGUUUGGGGCUGAGCGCUGGGCAAACCUGAUCUACUACUCCCUGGGGGGCCACAAGGAUGUCAUUGUGGGCUGCUUCUUUGAGAAAGACAGUCUAGAUUUGUACACAGUGAGCCAGGACGGGACCCUGUGCAUCUGGGAGAGUGACACAGAGCCAGACGGUUUAGUCCUGAGCAAGAAACAGCUCCAAAGAGAGGAACAGGAGGAAGACGAGGAGGAGGAAGAGGAGGGGAUGGAGGGACGGGAGGGGGAGGUCAUCAGGGGCAAAGCACACACCCAAAAAGACAAGAAGCACAACAAGAAUGUCCGAUAUAAGCAGGCCAGCAAGCACUUCUUUAAUAAGGAGGGGGACUUUAAUAACCUGACCGCAGCUGCCUUCCAUAAGCCCACUCACAUCCUGGUUACAGGCUUCGCCUCCGGGAUCUUCCACCUGCACGAGCUGCCAGAGUUCAACCUCAUCCACUCGCUCAGUAUCUCAGACCAGAGAAUUGCCUCUGUGGCUAUCAACAGCUCUGGAGACUGGAUCGGCUUUGGCUGUUCAAGGAUGGGUCAGCUGCUGGUGUGGGAGUGGCAGAGUGAGUCUUAUGUGUUCAAACAGCAGGGACACUUCAAUAACAUGGCGUCUCUGGCCUACUCUCCAGACGGACAGUACAUUGCGACUGGAGGAGACGACGGCAAGGUGAAAGUGUGGAACACAAACAGUGGCCUGUGCUUUGUUACCUUCACGGAGCACAGCAGCAGUGUGUCUCAGGUGACCUUCACCUCCAGUGGGAUGGUGGUGGUCAGUGCCUCUUUAGACGGGACGGUUCGUGCUUUCGAUCUACACAGGUACCGAAACUUCCGCACCUUCACGUCCCCUCGGCCAGCGCAGUUCUCUUCUCUGGCAGUAGAUGUCAGUGGAGAGCUGGUGAGUGCAGGGGCCCAGGACUCCUUUGAGAUUUUCCUGUGGUCCAUGCAGACGGGCAGACUGCUGGAGGUCCUGGGAGGUCACGAGGGCCCCGUUUCCUCCCUGUGCUUCAGCCCAGUGCAGUCAGUUCUGGCCAGUGCCUCGUGGGACAAAACUGUUCGACUGUGGGACAUGUUGGACAGCUGGCAGGUCAAAGAGACACUAGCCCUCACUUCAGAUGGCCUGGCAGUGACGUACCGCCCUGAUGGUGAGGAGUUGGCAGUGGCCACUCUAAACGGUGAGAUCUCAUUUUGGAGCCCACAGAGCGCCGCACAGACCGGCUCUGUGUCCGGACGCCACGACCUGGAGCUGGGACGCAAAGAGACAGACAAAGUCACUGCCAAGCAGACCGCCAAGGGCAAGUCUUUUACGUGUCUGUGCUAUUCUGCCGAUGGGGAGGCCAUUUUGGCGGGAGGGCAGUCCAAGUUUGUGUGCAUCUACAAUGUGAAGGAGCAGAUGCUGAUGAAGAAGUUUGAGAUCUCCUGUAACCUGUCCUUCGACGCAAUGGAGGAGUUUUUAGACCGUCGUAAGAUGACAGAGUUUGGCAGUCUUGCUCUGGUGGAUGAUGGAGCAGGAGAUGGAGAGGGGGUGAACAUCAGCCUGCCCGGUGUCCGCAAAGGCGAUAUGAGCUCAAGACACUUCAAACCUGAAAUCAGAGUCUCGUCUCUACGGUUCUCUCCUACUGGCCGGAGUUGGGCAGCCACCAGCACAGAGGGCCUGCUGGUCUACUCGCUGGACGGCUCCAUGGUGUUUGACCCCUAUGACCUGGACCUGGACGUGACCCCGGAGAGUAUCCACAAACAGCUCCGCCUGAAGGAGUGGACCUCUGCCAUAGUGCUGGCCUUCAGGCUCAACGAGAGGGCUCUAAAGCAGGAGGUCAUCGAAACCGUCCCCCACGACCAGAUUGGUGUGGUGUGUGGAUCUCUGCCUGACAUCUAUGUUGAGAAGCUGCUGGGCUUCAUUGCCUCAUGUCUAGAGACGUCUGGUCACCUACAGUUCUACAUGAGCUGGGCCCAGAGCCUGCUCAUGCUGCAUGGCCAGAAACUCAAGAACAGAUCUGGCGCCAUCCUGCCCACACUCCAAGCUCUGCAGAAAGCCAUCCAGAGACACUAUGACAGUCUUUCCAAGCUGUGUGAUUUCAACAAAUACAACAUCCGGUAUGCAGUAGCCUUGUCCAAACAGAGAGGAGUGAAGAGGGCGGCUGAGGAGGUGGAGGGAGAGGAAGAAGAGGAGGAUGAAGAUGACAUGUCUGAGGAGAGGAGUGAAGCUUCACUGGAGGAGGCAGAGAUGAUAUUAUAACUAGAUUGGACAUCUACAUACUGAACAUUCUGCUUUGUAAAUGUGUUUUUAAUAAAAUGUAUGUGUAAAGGCA
Molecule: messenger RNA, 2952 nt
Organism: Boleophthalmus pectinirostris (great blue-spotted mudskipper)
Lineage: Eukaryota; Metazoa; Chordata; Actinopteri; Gobiiformes; Gobiidae
Gene: pwp2h
Product: PWP2 small subunit processome component
Exons: 21
Coding region: 129-2879 (916 amino acids)
Biological process (GO): ribosomal small subunit assembly; maturation of SSU-rRNA from tricistronic rRNA transcript (SSU-rRNA, 5.8S rRNA, LSU-rRNA)
Cellular component (GO): Pwp2p-containing subcomplex of 90S preribosome; small-subunit processome
Molecular function (GO): protein binding
Source: RefSeq, a predicted model, not a curated record